Molecule: messenger RNA, 817 nt
Organism: Drosophila serrata
Lineage: Eukaryota; Metazoa; Arthropoda; Insecta; Diptera; Drosophilidae
Gene: Pfdn5
Product: prefoldin 5
Biological process (GO): protein folding; RNA polymerase II core complex assembly; RNA polymerase III assembly
Cellular component (GO): prefoldin complex; cytoplasm
Source: RefSeq, a predicted model, not a curated record
UUGUUUAAAAUUACCAAUUCGGAAGUAUACAUAUAUUUGGCUAAUAAUUUUUAAACAUUGCGCUUCGAUUGCUUUUCUUCUGAAAAAGAGUGGCAACUCUUUAAGCUCAUUUUGGUUUUCGUAAAUGGUGGCAUCUCCCUCGGCACUUCGAAAACGGCGACAACCCUGUCUUGCACGGCGACUGAAUAAAAUUGGAAUUAACUCGUUGUAAAUUAUAAGUUUAAGCACAAAUUAUGGCUGCCCCCGCAAAUGCACCAGGCAAGGCCGAAAUGAUCGACCUGACCAAGCUGAGUCCGGAGCAGCUCGUGCAGAUCAAGCAGGAGUUCGAGCAGGAGAUGACCAACAUUCAGGAAUCGCUGUCAACGCUGCACGGCUGCAAAGCUAAGUACGCCGGAUCCAAGGAAGCCCUGGAGACCUUCCAGCCGAACUGGGAGAACCGCCAGAUUCUCGUGCCGCUGACCAGCAGUAUGUACGUGCCGGGACGUGUAAAGGAUCUCAACAACUUCGUCAUAGACAUAGGCACCGGCUACUACAUCGAAAAGGACCUGGAGGGCUCUAAGGACUACUUCAAACGGCGGGUGGAGUACGUACAGGAGCAGAUUGAGAAAAUCGAGAAGAUCCACCUGCAGAAAACGCGCUUCCUCAACUCUGUGAUCGGUGUGCUGGAGCUGAAGCAAGCGGCCGCAGCCAAGAUGCUCCAGGCCCAGCAGCAGCAGUCUCAGCAGGCGGCAACCCAGGCCUCGUAGAUGAAAGCAAGAACGACGGGACAGAACAAAGAGCAUUAAAUUAUUAAACUUAUACACGAUAUGUGUGCAUU